UGUCAGACCUGGUCAGACUCCACAGGUUCAGCAGGGAUCAGCAGCUCUGGUCUCAGGUUACAGAUUAUUAAUCUGGUUUUGAUCCCAGCUGAAUGUGUCUGUGAGCAGAACUGAUCCAUUCAGAGGAAAUCAGAACCACAGAGACGGGGUACCRUCUGUAGACCCCCUCAGGUUCUUUUCCCAGAAACAGGGUCUUAGAUUCUGGUUCUCAUGAUGACCCAAACUACAGAAGGAACACGUGGACUCCAAACGGAGAAGAACAGAACCAGGAAGCUGAAGCCAAGUGGAUCCUUCACCACACUAAGUACCAUCGCCAUCCAGACCAGCCGGACCCAGAUCAUCAUCUCUGUGCUCCAGGGGUCCUGGUCCAGCUGGGGGUCUGUGUUGAGGCUGGAGCAGCUGGUGGAGACUCUGCAGGACCGGAGGAGAAGGUCUGAUCAGGUCUUCAGACUGCAGGUCCAACAUGCUGAGGGGGUCUGGACGAUGAAGGAAGAGUCCAGAAGAACCGGUUCUGAAGUCAGACACAACUUUCAGCUUCUAGACCCACAAGACUGGAGUCACCUGGACCAGAACCUGCAGUCAGAGUCCAGCUCAGACCCAAGUGGAAAACUGGAACUUGAUGAGACCUCUCAGGAGUCAGGAUCCACUUCAGACCUGCAGGCUGAAUUCAGGACCAACCAGGAACUAAAACCUGUGUCAGAAGGACCCAGAAAUCCAGACCUGCAUCCUGGGUCAGGAUCACAGCAGACCACGGACCUUCAGUCUGGAUCAGGACCUGAUAUGAAACCAGAAUCUGGGUCUCAUAAAAUGUUCGGUUGGGGUUCCAGAUCAGAUCUGAAGCUUAAAUCUGGGUUAGGAGAGUCCAGAACCCUGAAGUCCAGACUCAGAUCAGGAGGGUCAACUGAAACUAAACCAAGAACCCCAGAGGUGCCUAAAUCUGGAUCAGAGAAGACCAAAGACCUGCAGAAUGGACCCACUUUAGACCUGAAGACCCAUUCUGGAUCCCAUCAAACCAAAGUCCUUCAGUCUGGCCUCAGAUCAAAACUACAGAACAAGUCUGGUUCAGGUCUGCAGUCAAACUCUAGACCACAGGUGAGAAAAGAUCCAAGACCUGGACCAGAAUCAAACCAGACCAUAAAACCGAACCAGGUUUUCAGACCAGCAGAGACCAGAGACAUUCUGUCCAGUUUCAGGUCAGUCCUGAAGACCAGACCAGAUGUGAAGACUAGAUCCAGAUCAGACGAGUCCAGAACUCUAGAAUCAGGAUCGCAGGUCCAGAUCCAGCAGGACCAGAUCCAGCAGGUCCAGAUCCAGCAGGUCCAGAUCCAGCAGGACCAGAUCCAGCAGGUCCAGAUCCAGCAGGACCAGAUCCAGCAGGACCAGGAGUUCUGCAGGAGGUACCAAGAGAAACUCAUGAAGACCCUGCAGGACCUGAGGUGUGUCUCAGACCUGCUGGACUCCUGCACUCUCAUGGACCUGGGUUCAGACCUGCAGACCUCCAGGCUGCUGGACCACUUCACACAAGCAGAACCACAUUUCAGGCAGCUGGACUCACAGGUGGACCACAUGCUCCAGAACCAGACCCGUCUGAGAGGAGUCCAGGUCCAGGUUGGGGAGGACAAGGGUCUAACAGACCUGCUUCAGCUCCAGCAGACAGUGAAGAAGAAGAUCCAUCAGAGCAAGUCCAUCCUGAGCCUGAGCAGAACCUUCCACCUCACAGCCAAUCAGUUGGAGCUGCUUCUUCAGUCAGAACCCAGCAGAACUUCAGCUGGUUCUUCUGGUCCACGUGGAUCCAGAGAAGCUGAGCUGAGUUGGUACCAGGAGACCCGGCAGCAGAUCCAGAACCUCCUUCAAACCACGUGGAGGCAGAAGACAGACGUCUGUACCACCGUCACUCAGAGUGGUUCUGCAGGUUUCCRGGUCGAGCAGCUGGAGGCCCGUCUCUCCUCUCUGGACUCUCUCUGUGAGUCGUGGCUGAAAGAAGCAGCUGAACAGGAAGAGAAGCUGCUGACUCACCUGCUGCAUGAUGACAUCAUCCAGCUUCGUGACUCAUUUAAGGAGCUGAAGAAACGUUUCAGCAACACAAAGUUCAACUUCCUGAAGAAGAACGACAGGAGCAGGAACCCGAAGGCCGUCCGGAACCAGCUGCAGCAGGUGGAGGUCUUCCAGGAGAAGCUGCAGGCUCUCAGGAAGCGUGUUCAUGGUGUGACGACCCGUCUGGGCUCAGAGGUGAAGGGCGGGGCCACGGCCCGGCAGGUGGAGGACGCCUCCAAUGAGCUGCAGAGACAGAUGGGAGAGUUUGAMCAGAACCUCUGUGAACACAUGAAAACCCUGGACCUGACCUGCAGACUGCAGCGGGCCAUGGAGGAGUAUCAGUUCUGGUGUGACGAGGCCAGCGCCACCAUCGCUCGGGUCGGGAAGUUUUCUCUGGAGUGUCGCAGCACAGAGGCCGUCUCGGUUCUGUCCCGUCAGUUUGAGAAGUUCGUUUGGCCCACGGUUCCUCAGCAGGASGAGAGGAUCGGUCAGAUCACAGAGCUGGCUGUCAGGCUGCACGGUGGGGAGGAGGGGCGGCGCUAUGUCCAGAAGACGGUCAGUAAACACUCAGACAUGGUGGAGUCCAUCAGAGAGCUGAGCCACGGCCUGAUGGAGCUGGAGGCCAAGCUGAAGCUGGAGAGUCUGAAACAGCAGCAACGUGAUGAAGAGGASGAAGUAAAAGAGGGAGAAGAGAGGGAGCGAAGCAGAGAGGAAGAGAAGAAAGAAAACAGGAAGAUGAAAGAGAAAGAAAGGAUGGAUAACCGCAGCUCACAGGAAGCUGCAGACAUGCAUGAGCUGAAAGAGACAGGCCACACCCCUGAACUGACCGCAAAGCAUGAUGGGAAAGAGGCUGCAGCCAGGAGGAGGAGUCAGGAGGCAGACAGACAGAGGGGCGGGUCAGAGAGCAGACAGUCACGCUGUGGAAGCUUCACCUCCUCCUACUGCUCCACCCUCAGCAUCUCCUCCUCCCCUCUGGAGGCCAACCGCUUGAUUCAAACCGUCCACAGCCAAUCACAGCUCGUCACCGCAGAGCCACAGGCCACGCCCUCGCUGUCUGUCAUUGGUCCAUCUUUUUCUGAGAUCCAGAAGGAAUUUCAGAAAGAGGUACAGGGAGGAGGACGGGCGAGCUCCUUCUUCUGUGGCUCGGUCCUGAGUCCUCUGCAGGAUGCUUCAGGACACGCAGAGCUCCAAGAACAUGAGGCCAUGAUGGAGGACUUCCUGUCCAACGAUGAAUAYGACUGCGUGUCACCUGAUGACAUCUCCCUGCCCCCGCUGGCAGAGACGCCCGAGUCCACCAUGUUCCAGUCCGACAUCGAGGAGGGCUUCUGUUUCAGUUCUCACAGCAUCCACGUCAGCCACCAGACCCACCCCCAGGCAGAACUACCUGGUCCUGGUCCUAGUCCUGAUGUCCCACAGCAGACAGGGAAUUAUCCAAGUCCUUCAGUCAGUCUUCAUAGUAGCACAAGGUUCAGACCAGAGUCCAGGUCCUUCCAUCAGUGCCCAUCAACAGUUCCUGCUCCAAGGCUCUUCACCAGCUCUCUGUGCACCAUCCUGAAGACCAGGAGGUCCAACUCAAAUACCUUAACCCCGAGUGCUGACCUUACCCUGAACAGCCCUGAACCAAGACCCCCACCUGGGUCUAACCCAUUCCAUUGUGUUCCCCAGAGGAGCUCUUCCCCAACAACUUUUCAGGAUCUGAGUCAGAACCCUCAUGCCCAGCCUUUUGAUGGUCCUGACUCAGAAACCCACAGUCAGAACACCUCUGCAGGAGAAACUGGUCUCCACAGACCCCACUCUAGUUCUCAUAAAAACAACAGUCCAACAGAAGUUCUUCACGGCUCAGAGAGGACACCCCAACAGGACACACAGUCUGUGACAAGUCCAAGAGAAACCACAGCCCAGCGGGACCAUUGUACCAAGACCAGGACCAGUUUGGAUACCCAGCUGAACUCUGAUCUCAAGUCUUUGUUUGUAAACCAUCAUUGUGUUGAGCCUAAGGACUGUAUGUCAUCUCUGAGAGGAAACAACCCUCCAUUUGAUCCAGCUGCCAAGGCUGAAGGACACUUUCAGAGUUCCAGUCCUCCAGAUCCUGUCCCCCACAAAGACUCAAUAGAUCCUCUUCUACCUCCUGACAUCACCCUCAAAAGUUCAGCAAACCCUUCAGAUAUGAAUCUUCCACAGCCUUCCACAGACUCCAGGGACAGUCCAUUUCAGGUUGUAUCUCCCUUCCAAACCAAGUCCAGAGACAGGACUCUUACCACGACCACUAGUGUGACCCAGCAGACUGUCCUUUGCCAGUCCUCCCCCUCAGAGAGGUUCCAUUCAGACCAGGAUACCAGAGAUCAAACAGUGGACCACGUCAAUUGUACUCCUCAUCCAAACAGUGUCAACAACAAGAGGAGGAGCCUCCCCACGGUCCGGACCCUCCAUGAAUCCCUGACCUGGUCCCCUGUCCAGCAGAGUGCACCUAGUCCUAGCAUCAGUUUCAGCAGCUCAGCCCAGUUUGCUGAUCCUCCUCACGCUCAGGCUUUGUCUCGUCCUGCUAACCUGCAUGUCCCACCCACUUCCUCCUCAACACAUCUAUUAACUCCACCCAGAGACCCUGACAUUUGUCAGCCCAUGUUCAUCUGUGAGGAGAUCAGGCUUACACCUCAGAUCCAAGGGCCUUCUCUUCCUCUUCCUCCUCCUCUUCCUCCUCAGGCCCAGGCAGACUCUCUGCUACUGGGGACGGUAUCUAGACCUGGUCCUCCCUGCUUCACAAGACCCUUGUCUCAAUCCAUAGUCAUGGAGGGUUCUCCUGUGACCUUAGAGGUGGAGGUGAAGGGAACCCCAGAGCCCAGGCUCACCUGGUUUACAGGUGGAGAAGAGUCGACCAGCAGCCCAGGUCUGGUGCCGCCCUCAGAUGACUCAGAACCACCCUCAGUGGACUUAGAACCACCUUCAAUGGACUCUCUGAACUCUGUAUCACCCUCAGUAGUCUUGGUGACCUCCUUGGACUCUGUGCUGCCUUCAUUGGACUUUACAGUGCCUUCUGUUGACUCAGAUCAGUCCACCUUCCAUCCUAAUGCUUAUCGGUCUGUGGAAAACAGUUCUGACUCCUAUUUGUCAGUGGAGACCAGCCCUGACUCUCAUCAGAUGACGGAGGCCAGUCCUAGCCCUUACUGGUCAGUGGAGACCAGUCGUGCCUCUUUCCAGUCGAUGGAGACCAAUCAUGAUUCCUAUUGGUCGGUGGAGACCAGCCCUACACCUUACUGGUCGGUAGAGUCCAGUCCUGCCUCUUGCCAGUCAUCUGAAAGCAGCAGAUCUCACGGCUGUGAUCAGUGGUUGGGCGUUGAAGUGUUUGACAUAAUCAAUGAGGACUGGAACACCUGGUUUGGGACUCUAUGUGUUCUACUUUGGCUGAUGUACCUGAUCUUACUCUGAAAACUAAACCUGAGUUUAAGAUUGUGUUGGACUUUUCAGCAGGUGAAGAGGGAAGCAUAAAGAAACCUGUGUUUGGGGGUUUCUGGUCUUUAGAUGGACACAUGUAUCUGAUUAUCACAAUGUUUAAACGUUGUGACCCGAUUAUAUUAUUUUAUGAGCAUCAAACUCAAACCUGACUUGUAACACAUUUUAUUCAGCUGGUGUUUAAUAAAGUUUUGUUUGGUU
Molecule: messenger RNA, 5682 nt
Organism: Austrofundulus limnaeus
Lineage: Eukaryota; Metazoa; Chordata; Actinopteri; Cyprinodontiformes; Rivulidae
Source: RefSeq, a predicted model, not a curated record